UUGAAAGUUGGGUUUUUUUUAUUAAAAACAUAAUUGACCAAUGGAAAUUAAAGUUUAUUUUACUGAUACUCCUGUAGAUUACUAAGCUUGCUGCAUUGAGAGCCAAGUUAAACUCUUUUAAUGGUGAUUAUUCCAUUUGUGUAUCAAGUUACUGAAUCUGCUGUGAAUAAUUUUAUGGCAGAUGGGUGAGCUUGUAGCUGACAAGCAUGUUCGUUGUAGUUUACUAAGCUUGCUGCAUUGUUUGUUUUUGUUUCUUCUUUUCCUUGUAGUUUUCUGUUGCGUGGGGGCUCUUGCUAUCACUGGGAGUCUUCACCAUGUUGAUAAGGACUUACUUGGCUGGUGGUUGUGUGUAAGACAAGUCAAGUCCGGGGAUUUAAAUGGACGACCGGAGAAACUACCUGAUGUAGACGUUAAAGCUUCUCUCUGAUGAUAAACACUUGUAUACUUUCCUUAGUUCUUAACACACUUUCUUGUUGCUAGGUUUGCUAUUCUUGUUGGGUGUUGUCGAGUCUAAUCAUGAUAGAUAGAGUUCACUGGAUCAACAAAGCAAAGCUUGUCAAGUUCAUCUUGGACUGUCAGGAUUUGGAGAACGGAGGCAUCUCAGACCGACCAGACGAUGCUGUUGAUAUCUACCACACCUACUUUGGAGUUGCAGGGCUUUCCCUUCUUGAGUACCGUGGAGUCAAAGCAAUGGAUCCAGCCUACGCUUUGCCUGUUGAUGUCGUCAACCGGAUCAUCCUCAACAAAUGAAGGCAGAUAAUUGCACUGAUAUAACAGAUUCGACUCCAUGAAGUGUUUCUCAAGCGAUGCUAACUUCUCCAGAGUGAAACCUUUUUUGCUCUGAAACUUUCCAACUUGUCUUGAAGGCUCCUUUUUACUUUUUCUUCUGGUGUUUUUGUAUUUGGAUUCUGUUUUCUCACCCCUUGCUUCAGUCUUGGCUAAUUUGUCAACGUUCAAGAUCUGUUAUCUGAGUAGCAGAAGUAUCAUUCAGUUGUUCCUAAAGAGAGCUAACAAUUUUCACUUAAUGUUAGAAUUUUCAGUGUUCAACAAAAUCAAAAUUUUCCUCAGCUUUUUUUCAAACUCUCUUUUAAGCCCUUCUGUUUGAGCCAUAAGAAAGUCAUGAAAGUCUUGCAUUUCCGCUGUCAAGCUUGUUGUGCAAGGCACAUUCCUUAGCUUGUAAACGUUCACUGGAACAAGGAUUCAUAUAGGCUUAUAGGUUCUGUAACGAGAGGUUAUAGAGGUUCAUAGAUAUAACAAGGACUCAUUCAGCAGUUUAGAAGUUGUGACAUGAACAAGUGGAGAAAAGCAAGACAAUGGGAUUAAUUCGAAGAUAGAAGAGUAGAGGAUGGAGUUCCAGAGAAGCGAGCUCCCUGAUCCGUUCCCUGAAAUGACUCUCAACUAGAUGAUUUCUUCACGGUAAGGAGCUAAGAUAAGCUUGAGAUUAAUUCAAAAAUGUAUGUAGUUACUUCAAGUCUUCAAUGGUUCUUGGAAUAGCUCAUUCACUGUGAUCUAUAUGGAUGGUUUGGUUUUGUGUGUUUCACAAGUUUUGGUUUGUUUUUUUAGUGCAUGCAGAUUCUGAAGAACACAACAGGAAACAAGAGAAGGAGGUGGUGGUUGUUGUCUUGUCUAAGCUUUCUGAUUUUUUAAUCAUCAUUUUUAAGUUUAUUAUCAUUACG
This is a messenger RNA of Brassica napus (rape), 1676 nucleotides long. Its product is annotated as geranylgeranyl transferase type-2 subunit beta 1-like. The record is from RefSeq and is a predicted model, not a curated record. Gene Ontology annotation, biological process: protein geranylgeranylation. The transcript is spliced from 3 exons. The coding region runs from base 517 to 750 and encodes 77 amino acids. NCBI's taxonomy places the organism in Eukaryota, Viridiplantae, Streptophyta, Magnoliopsida, Brassicales, Brassicaceae. Gene Ontology annotation, cellular component: Rab-protein geranylgeranyltransferase complex. Gene Ontology annotation, molecular function: Rab geranylgeranyltransferase activity.